AUGGCUCGGGCUAUUGUGAUGUGCCCGUUAUUGAGAGCUGGAAUAUUCUGCCUUCAGGCUGUGGUAAAGCCCAAAGUCACGAACUGAGUAAUGAAAUCCCAGAAGAAAACUGAUCACUUGGAGAGACCCUCACCCUUUCCCUCUGUUUUAUCUCCUGCUAAAGUAUGUGGACUUAUCAAAGAAUUGGAAACUGUUCAAAGGCUCCGGUAGCUAAUCAACAAUAAAGAUUUUACUUUCAGAGCUGGCCUAUGCGCUCUGGGUUCUGAAGUGACUGUUUGAGUUGGCAGAAACUUAUUUGAUCCUCAGCCUUCAGAUCCCUCCAUGAACAUAGUGGUGAUAGCUGGUGGAGUGACGAUAGACCCUCUUAAUUCUAUCCUGUUACACCUGACCAAUCUCCAGAGACAUUGGGACAAGAAAAAAAGCAGUUACAAGAUGGGAAAAGUCAGGCUGUUGUACAAUUCAAAAAACACCAGUGAGUUGUUAUUUAAGAAAAGCAUUCUCAAUUUAACAAGUGCAUUUCCUGGGAAAAUCAGGUGUAGUUUCUCUGUCACAGAACAGACUAAAGAAAUCCAGACAACAGAAAUCAGUAAAGAGCUUCAGCCGUAUGUCACUAAGGGGAGGAUCCUUGACACAGAGCUGGAGGAGCAUAUCUUGGAGGACACUCUCUUUUUCUUUUGUGACUCACCCCCCAUAAUAGAAUACUUCUCUCAGCAUCUGGAAGCCUGAAGGCUCCCCAUGGAACACAUCUGUUUUGAGAAGUGA
Molecule: messenger RNA, 762 nt
Organism: Sarcophilus harrisii (Tasmanian devil)
Lineage: Eukaryota; Metazoa; Chordata; Mammalia; Dasyuromorphia; Dasyuridae
Product: oxidoreductase NAD-binding domain-containing protein 1
Cellular component (GO): mitochondrion
Source: RefSeq, a predicted model, not a curated record